Molecule: messenger RNA, 627 nt
Organism: Pochonia chlamydosporia 170
Lineage: Eukaryota; Fungi; Ascomycota; Sordariomycetes; Hypocreales; Clavicipitaceae
Product: flavin-binding monooxygenase-like protein
Exons: 2
Coding region: 1-627 (208 amino acids)
Source: RefSeq, a predicted model, not a curated record
AUGGAGCAUCCAGUCCGCGAAAUUGGAUCAAUCAUACAGACACUCACCACGGGCUCCCCCGGAGAACAGCUCGACACCCUCAACAAAUUCUUCGUCUCAGACGCCUCCUUCACUCACCCCUUCUGCCAUGUGCCGUCAUUCAAAAAAGGAACUAUCCCCUUCGCCCGCAACAUUGACUCCCGAUGGAUCCUUCUCUGCAUCUACCGAUGGUACCGGACCCUCAGCCCAACCAUCGACAUCACGAUUGAGUCUGCCGUUUUCAAUCAGUCCACAAACUGCCUGUUUGUAAACAUCCACCAAACCUUUGCCGUCUGGUUCGUUCCCUUGUACCGGGCAGAUGUCUCCCUUAUUACCGUCCUAAAGCUCGAGCAACGAACGUCGCAGUCCUCCAAUGGAACAACAGCCCUUUCGGGCCCAGGUCAAGAGCGUGCGAAAUACUACAUUUCAUCGCAGGAGGACUUUUACCAGAUGAAUGACUGUGUGCAGUUUUUGGUGCCUCGCGUGGGACAGUGGCUGUGGCGGCUGUGGCAGCUGUUUAGUACGUGGCUCUGUGUGGUGUUGUCGUUGAUGUUUCUGCCAGUGUAUUAUACGAUGAAUAGUGGCAAGGCUGCGAAAAAGGUGACUUAG